AUGUCUUACAACAAGCCCACAAGCCCACCGCCCUCCUACCCGGCCCAGGCCCACGACGCAGGCCCCUACUACCAACAACAAGGCCAAAGCCCCGGCGCCGCAAACGACUACUAUGGCGGCGGCCAACCCCAACAGCAGGGCUUCUACCCACCCCAGCCAGGCUAUGGCCAACCCCAGCAAAGCCAGCAGGGAUAUUACCCCCAGGGCCAGCAGCCGAUGUAUUACCCGCCGCAGCAGCAGGGCUACCCCCCUCAACAGCAACAGCAGGGUUACUAUGCCAAUGACCGCGGGCGCUCUGGCGGCGGUGGUGCAGGUGGUAUCUGUGCAGGUAUUAUGGCUGCGAUGGCUUGUUGCUGCUGUUUGGAUAUCUUGUUCUAG
Messenger RNA from Penicillium verrucosum, 378 nucleotides. RefSeq lists its product as uncharacterized. Lineage: Eukaryota; Fungi; Ascomycota; Eurotiomycetes; Eurotiales; Aspergillaceae. The transcript is spliced from 2 exons. Bases 1 to 378 code for a protein of 125 amino acids. The record is from RefSeq and is a predicted model, not a curated record.